AUGGGGUGGGAGGGGAACUCUCUUCAGAAAAGUCGCCGGCUGCCGGGCGGCCCAAGCCCCGCGGCGCAGCUAGCGCCCGGCGAUCCCCUCCAGAGGGCUCCGCACCCGCCCCGCACACCCUCCGGAGCUGCGCUGCCCGCCGUGGGGGAGGCAGGGGCCCCGGGGGAGGGCCGCCCGCGCCCCCGCACCGCCGCGCGCCCCCGCAGGCUCGCCCCGGCGAGGCGCGGCCCCGACAGGUGCCCGACUAGUAGACGGGUCCGGCCCCCGGCUCCGUGCCCCUCAGCCCGCAGGUCGGGGUGGGAUGGGCCGGGCCGCCCUAGAAGGGGCCGAGCCCCGCCGGGCGCCCCGGCCCUCAGCCACAGCCUAACGGUUUCCGCGGCGCCAGCUCCGGGGCGGGACGGGGCUGGGACGGCUCAGUGUCGCCCGCCUUUCGCGGAGGGAGUGCCGCCCGCGCUCUCACCUCCGAGUCACGCCGCCGUUCUGAGGCAGAGGAAGGCGGCUCCCCUGGCGCCUCUUCGGGUUCCUGAUCGAUCGCGAUCUACCUCAGCGGCAGAGCCCGCUCUCGGGGCCGCCGGCGCGCCGACUGUUGGGGUUGUUUUCCCGGCAGUGACGGCGCUGCCUCAGCCUCGCUCUUCGCUGCCUCUCCGCGUAGCUCCCGCUUUCUGUUUCACCCGAGGGACCACGAACGCCGCCGCCGCCAUGCUUACUACGGAGCCGGGAGGAGGAGCCCAGGGUCGGCGCGCCGAGUGCGGCUGCGCGAGCCCUGCCGACGGCGCCCCGGGCCGGCGGGGACCCCGCGCCCCCGCCCCGCGCCCGCCGCGGGUCUCUCCCCGGGGUGCGAGUCCCCGCGGAGCCCCGGCGCGUGGCGUGCCAGCGCCCUCGCGCCGCUCCCGGAGCGCCCACCUAGCCCCGGACUCGCGGCUCCGUCUCCCUCUCUCCCGAGGCCCGGCUGCGCCUGGCUCCGAGCCACACUCAGGAAACGUGUAGUUCAUUGACGUUCCUAGGGCCGCUCGCUCAAUACUCAACCCACAUUCUAAAAAGGCUCCCUCUCGACACGCACCUUGUCCGCCCCUUUCCGAAAGCACCAGAAUUUAACGCCGGCAGGUGCUUGUGGAGACACUCCCCCAACCCCUCCAAGGACUGCGAAGCCAACGGAAGAGGGCUUGGAUGCUCCCAGUCGCAGACUUUCAGAGCCCGGGAUCUCGAUAGCAAGCACAAACAUUUAAAAGAUUGGCUUCCGUUGAGAACAUGUGGGGUCGUUUCUUGGUCUCUGCGGCAGCCACAUCGCGUGGAAACCCAUUACCUUAAUUUCCACAACAGCUUGAAGACUUACGAGGGACCGCGGCAGAGAUUUCCUUAAACCUCAAGCAAUUGGGGGCGCUGCGGCGGUGCCCACGGGCUGGUCUAGGCUGCCUGCUCCGGCGGUUUCCACCGGAAGACCUGGGGAGGGGGAGUCCUGGGGACGGGAGUCCCACCCCAGCAACCACCCGUUCGGUGAGGGUGACAGAGGUGCAAGUCUGGAAGAGGAAGAAGCAGUUGACCUGGAGGGAGGUACACCAAGUAAAGCAG
Molecule: messenger RNA, 1569 nt
Organism: Oryctolagus cuniculus (rabbit)
Lineage: Eukaryota; Metazoa; Chordata; Mammalia; Lagomorpha; Leporidae
Source: RefSeq, a predicted model, not a curated record